Molecule: messenger RNA, 4058 nt
Organism: Diorhabda sublineata
Lineage: Eukaryota; Metazoa; Arthropoda; Insecta; Coleoptera; Chrysomelidae
Gene: orb
Product: cytoplasmic polyadenylation element-binding protein 1
Exons: 11
Coding region: 133-1857 (574 amino acids)
Biological process (GO): negative regulation of cytoplasmic translation
Cellular component (GO): nucleus; cytoplasm; neuron projection
Molecular function (GO): mRNA 3'-UTR binding; translation factor activity, RNA binding; mRNA regulatory element binding translation repressor activity
Source: RefSeq, a predicted model, not a curated record
GGGGCAUUUCUUUUCAAAUUGUUUUGCUAUGAAAUUCUUCAAGUGUUGUGCCAAUGAUAUUCGUUGAUGGUUGCGAUUUUUUAAGUGUAUGGGUGGAGAUUUCGAAGCGAUAUUUUUUAUUGAAAAUUAAUCAUGCCGUCUUUGCAAAAGAUUUACGGUCCGCAUCUAUAUACAGAUUGUCCCGAUCACGGGUACGCCGAUAUUCUUCAAAAACAUUCCAUAAAUUCGUUAUUGGACGAACGGAAUAUUUUUCCGGAAAAUAAAGGCGAUACGAUGUCUUCCAUAUCGGAUUUAUUUGGUUUGAAUUCGCCGAGAGGUUUGUUAAAUUUCGGUAACAAUAAUUCCGAUUUGUGCUCAUGUACGCCGACUACUUCAGCUAAUUUUUCGUUGGAUUUGGAUGAUACGAAAUUUACGUCGAGUCAAAUGAAUUAUACGGGGGUUAUAUCGACUCCGAAGUCGUAUCAAAGAAAUUUAUCUUUAGGAAGUGCUGGUACUUCCCCUUGCACGCCCCCAGCCAAUUUCCUAGCGGCUAGGAGCUUGAGGAGUACUUCGUUGAGCGAUAGUUGUGGUAGUAACAGCCCCAACGUGUUGGAGCAUUUGAAUUACUCGAGGAGUAAUUCCCCGGAAUCGGAAUUGAGCGGAAUUUCCAGUCCGGAUGCCGGUUUCAGCGAUCUAUUCAAUUCGUUGAAUAUUAGCGAUAACCUAUCGAGGAAUUUAUUUUCCAACGAUUUGGAUGUCGUUAAUCUUCAACAGCUGCAAGCCAUUCAAGCUUUGAAAUGUCUCCAACAACCAAACAGUUCGACGUUACUCAGUUCGUUGUUGCCGCCGGCCUGUUCGCACAACAACAUGCAGCAAAUAAUGGAUAAGUGGAACGGCAGUACGUCGCCUUUGCUCAAUUUUCUCCCUGAAAAUUUGCAGCUCGAUCGCGCGGCUCGUUUUCAUCGAUCUGCUGCUUCUCUGUACGACGCCACUUGUACGUGGAGCGGCGUUUUACCGCCCCGUUCGAACGUCAAACCGAUCGGUUAUUCGAGCAAAGUAUUUCUCGGCGGCGUCCCUUGGGAUAUAACCGAACAAAUGUUGAUCCAAACAUUCAAACCGUUCGGUCCAAUACGAGUCGAAUGGCCCGGCAAAGAUAAAGCCGCCUCCCAACCAAAGGGAUAUGUCUACGUCAUAUUCGAGUCCGAGAAGAACGUCAAGGCUCUAUUGCAAACUUGUACCAACGACUACGCCAACGGCGGUAACUGGUACUACACCAUAAGUUCCAAAAGAAUGAAGGCUAAAGAGGUCCAAGUCAUACCGUGGAUAAUAAACGAUUCCAAUUACACCAAAUCGACUUCGCAAAAAUUGGAUCCCAGCAAAACCGUUUUCGUCGGCGCCCUGCACGGGAUGCUCAACGCCGAAGGCUUGGCCAAGAUCAUGAACGAUCUGUUCGACGGCGUCGUUUACGCCGGUAUCGAUACCGAUAAAUAUAAGUAUCCCAUCGGUUCCGGUCGCGUUACUUUCAACAAUCAAAUUUCUUAUACCAAAGCCGUCGCCGCCGCCUUCAUCGAAAUCAAAACCGCCAAGUUUACGAAAAAGGUGCAAGUCGAUCCAUACUUGGAGGAUUCGCUCUGUUCGGUCUGUCAAGUCCAACAGGGUCCGUACUUUUGCCGAGACAUGAACUGCUUCAGAUACUUUUGCCGCACCUGUUGGCAAUGGCAACACAACAACGAAUUGCGUCAUCACAAACCGUUGAUGAGGAAUUCGAAGAAUAAUCAAGUGGUCGGUCUCGGGAAUAACGGCGCCGGCGCGGUAACGCCUUCGACGUCGUCGUCGUCGUCAUCGUCAUCGGGUCUUUUCGCCGUACAAAAAGUAUAAAAGAUUCGCGAUUUAUCGUUACGCUGUAUCGAGCGUAUCAAUUAUAUUAUUACCAUUAUUAUUAAUCAUAAUAUUUCUAAUUCUUGUUAUUGUCGGUUUCGAAAAAAAUUUUUUUAGGUUAAGUUCAUAAGGCUUCGAUUUGAAACGUUACUCCUCUUUCCCCCAACUAUUAGUUGACUGCGCGUAAAGUAUCGAAAUUUCGGCGAUUCGAUAUUAAUUUUGACGGCGCCGUGUGAAGCGGGCUCUUUAUUUUAUUCUAUUACAAACGAAUCGGGCCGUUUUUUUUUCUAUAUUUGAAAAUCUGGAAAAAAUCGCGUCGUUCCGUACUUUACGCGCACCCUGUAUUACGAUUUAAUUUCUUCCGAUUAAUUCUAAUACGAAUGCCGGAGCGAAAUUUAUCGAUGCGACGACGAAACGUACGAGAGCGAUAGAAAAAAUUUGAAUUUUUUUAUACGGUGUAUGAACAAAAGUGAACCGAAUUUUCAAACAAAUUAAAUUUCGUAAAAAAUUUGUCGGUUCAUGUAUAUAAAAUUUCGAUAUUUUCCUUUUGUUAGAAUUGAUCGGAAGAUUUAUAUAUUUUUUUUGUUUUUGUUUUUUUUUUCUAAAAUUUAUAAUCCGAUAAUUUUGAGGGGGGGAGUAUGUGAAGAGUACGUUUCCGUAAACUUUUCACGUGAUCUGAUAAUUGUUUGGAUUUCGACUUUGCCGAAUCGAAUCGUUACGACGAAUACUACUUUUAUCGUCAUUCGGCGUAUUGUUUUUGUGAAUUUGUUAAUUAUCAUAGAUUUCAUGUUUUCGUCAUUAAAUUUAUCGAGAUAUAUUCGUUCAAAUCGUUUCGUCAUUAUUUCGGCGUUUUUUUUUUCAUUUAAAAUUUGUACAAAGUGUUAAUUAUCAUUCGGCGGAAUUCGUAAUAUAGUUUUAUUUUUGACGAAGGAGAUUUCUAGGACUUUUUACGGUUUGCCGAAUAAUUUUAGUACGAUUCGUCAAUAUUCCCCAAUUUUUUUACGUGUGACGAAUAAAUUCGUUAGCGUUUAUAGUCAAACAUUGUACAAUUUGCCGAAUAAUGAGUUUUCCGAGUAAAUAUUUGAUUUUUCCGAAUGAUUUUCGAUCUUUCGUCCAACUCUUUAUUAUAUAUUAUUAUUAUUAAACCGUCCAAGUUUAGUUUGACGGAUAAUAUUUCGAUGUUUCCGCUAGUUCACGACAAAUCAAUAUCGGUAGACACGACACUUUGCCGAAUAGUUUUCCGAACAUUCCUCAACUGUCUUCUGUUUUGCCGAAUAAUUUUUUGGAUAAUUUGACAAAUUUUACGAACAUUCGGCGAAAUUCUUCAACGGUACAUAUUUGAAAUUUCGACGUUUGCCGAUUUAGUUCUCGAUAAUCCCACUAGUUUUCAACAAUUCGAAAUCGCUUAGACACUGUGCCGAAUAAUUCGGCAACAAUCGUACAUAUUUUCGGAAAACAUUUCGCGAUUUUACCGAACAGUUUUUUGAUAAAUUCGACGAAUUAUCGUCAAUUCUAAACCGUUUCAUUCGACUUAUAUCAUUUUAUACACUAGGCCGAAUAGCUUUACGAAUAUUCGGCGACAUUGUUCCACAGUGCAUAUUUGAAAUUUCGCGUUUUGCCGAAUACGUUUUCGAUAAUCCGACGAUUUUUCAACAAUUCGAAAUCGCUUAGAUACUUUGCCGAAUAAUUCGGCAACAGUUGUACAUAUUUUCUGAAAACAUUUCGGAGUUUUGCCGAAUAAUUUUUUGAUAAUUCGACGAAUUGUCAAUUCUAAACCGUUUCUUUCGACUUAUAUCAUUUUAUACACUAGGCCGAAUAGCUUUACGAAUAUUCGGCGACAUUGUUCCACAGUGCAUAUUUGAAAUUUCGCGUUUUGCCGAAUACGUUUUCGAUAAUCCGACGAGUUUUCAACAAUUCGAAAUCGCUUAGAUACUUUGCCGAAUAAUUCGGCAACAGUUGUACAUAUUUUCUGAAAACAUUUCGGGGUUUUGCCGAAUAAUUUUUUGAUAAUUCGACGAAUUAUCGUCAAUUCUAAACCGUUUCUUUCGACUUAUAUCAUUUUAUACACUAGGCCGAAUAGUUUUACGAAUACUCGGCGAUAUUUUUCAACGGUACCUUUAUGAAAUUUCGCGGUUUGCUGAAUACUUUUUCGAUGUUUCCAAUAUUUAAAGACAUUCUUAAACCCCUCAUUCAACUCUCGU